AAGCAACACUGAGAAAAACGUGGAAAUGAAAAUAAACAAAGUUUGGUUCGAAGAAAUGAUGCUAACUUUACAACAAACAAACAAUCCUCACUAUUGCAAAAAGAGGCAUAGUGUGGAUCGGUUAUACCGUCCACUGAUUUCGAUUUCUCACACACUCACAUCUCAUCUCAUCUCAUAUAAAUACUAACAUAAAAAAAUGAACAAGAAAGCUUUAUCAAUUUUGUUGCGCGCCAGAAUGAAACCCAACGAUCGACCUAACCUUUCUCUCUCCCCUCUCCCUUUAACUAACGCGGCGAGUAAAAUGCAGCAACAGAAUUCAAAUUCACUGGAAAAGAAAUCGCCAGAAGAUGGAAAUUCAGCUUCUAAUCACUCUGGCAACUCCGAGAGUGAGUUUAAUCGUGUACAUGCCUCAAUGCAUUCUGCAAUUUCACUGAAUAAAACAGAAGUUCUAGAUGAUGUGCUUAAUAAUUUCUCUGAGGGUUAUUUUACACUUUCUUAUGAAAACCGUCGCAAGUUGCUCAUUGUACUUGCUAGAGACUAUGAUCUCAAUAGAUCACAAGUUCGUGAACUGAUAAAACAGUACCUUGGACUUGAACUUCCUACUGACAAAGCUCAAGUGAGUGGAUCCGAAGAAGAAGGCUUGUUUUCUUCUUUCUAUCGCAUUGAGAGGAAUUUGAGGCAUGCCCUUCAGCCAGUUUAUGAAGUUCUCUUUGAUCGUCUCAACACUCAUCCAGGAGGGUUGAGAUUCUUAUCCAUUCUUCGAGCAGAUAUCCUGUCUAUUCUCGUAGAGGAAAAUAUUGCUUCUCUGAGAGCAUUGGAUUCUUAUUUAAAAGAAAAACUUAUUACGUGGCUUAGUCCUGCUGCCUUAGAGCUACACCAAAUUACAUGGGAUGACCCUGCUUCCCUGCUGGAGAAAAUUGUUGCUUAUGAAGCUGUUCACCCUAUAAGCAACCUUCUAGAUCUUAAGAGAAGGCUUGGAAUUGGCCGUCGUUGUUUUGGAUAUUUACAUCCAGCAAUUCCUGGUGAACCUUUAAUUUUCAUUGAAGUUGCACUAAUGGAGAAUGUGGCUCAAACUAUACAGGAAGUUUUGUGGGAUAGUCCUCCUAUACCUGAAAGUGAGGCAACAAGUGCAUUGUUCUACUCUAUAUCAUCAACUCAGCCUGGCUUAGCUGGGAUCAACUUGGGCAAGUUUCUUAUCAAACGUGUUGUAAAACUGGUGAAAAGAGAGAUGCCACAUAUUUCUACCUUUGCAACUCUCAGUCCUAUCCCAGGAUUCAUGACAUGGCUCUUAUCCAAGUUGGCAUCUCAAACAGUGCUUUCUGAAGGAGACAUGUCACAACCAGUGGCCGAGGGAUCUGGUUCCACAUUCUAUGAGAACAUACUUAAACCUGAUGAAGAAGAAGCACUUAUGAGUUUGCCUAAAGAUAUUGCCACGGGGAAAAACGGAAUGGAAGUGUUGUUCAACCUGUUUGCUUCUACAUCCUACAAAUGGAUUCAUUCUCCAGAAAUUUUGUCAGCAUUAAAACCCCUUUUGAUGCGCUUAUGUGCCAGAUACCUUCUGCAAGAGAAGAAGAGAGGAAAAGCUUUGGACUCUGUAGCAAAUUUUCACUUACAAAAUGGAGCGAUGGUUGAAAGAAUAAAUUGGAUGGCAGACCUAUCAGAAAAAGGCCUUUCUCAAAGUGGAGGCAUCAUGGUGAACUAUGUAUAUAGUCUGGAUAACAUAGAAGAGUAUGCUCAUUCAUACUUCAGCAACGGCAUAAUCCAAGCUUCAAGUGACAUUCGUCGCUAUGUUGAGCCACAAAGUGACAAAUAGGAAAAAGUCUUCCUCUCGGUAUAACUGAUGGUUUUAUCAAAACUAUGGAACAAGUGCUUACAAGUCCAAAAUUGAGGAACCUUGUACUUUUAAUUGUCGAUAUUUUAUGUACAAAGAAUACAAGGCAGUUGAAUAGGUAUCUUAUCCAAUUUGUUGUUGUAAUAUGAUAAGCGACAAAAUUCUAAACUUUGACGUUAUUUUGUCAUUUAGAAUGCUACUCUUACUCGAGGUAGAUAGGAAAAAAGUUAGAAUGAAUAGUUCAUGCUUAGGGAACCUCAAGCAGUAAAAUGUGAUAUUAUGAUUUGUAUACUAUACUGAAAACAUAUCUAUCCUUUAGUGAAGAGUGUGCUACUGUUACUGAAAUUCAAAUUUGGUUGGAGAUCAUGAAUGAAGUAUUGGCUGUUGUAGAGGAAA
Molecule: messenger RNA, 2227 nt
Organism: Trifolium pratense (red clover)
Lineage: Eukaryota; Viridiplantae; Streptophyta; Magnoliopsida; Fabales; Fabaceae
Product: malonyl-CoA decarboxylase, mitochondrial
Exons: 16
Coding region: 197-1813 (538 amino acids)
Biological process (GO): malonyl-CoA catabolic process; fatty acid biosynthetic process; positive regulation of fatty acid oxidation
Cellular component (GO): mitochondrial matrix; peroxisomal matrix
Molecular function (GO): malonyl-CoA decarboxylase activity
Source: RefSeq, a predicted model, not a curated record